Phoenix dactylifera (date palm) is the source of this 528-nucleotide messenger RNA. The record is from RefSeq and is a predicted model, not a curated record. NCBI's taxonomy places the organism in Eukaryota, Viridiplantae, Streptophyta, Magnoliopsida, Arecales, Arecaceae.
AUGAGGGUUUUAGGGCUCCUAGAGAAAAAGGUGGAGGCGUCGAGGCAGGCGUGGGAGUCUACAGCACUGAUUGCUCGGAGUCUCAGUCGGUGGGUAUCUGCUGACUGGGUGGCUCGGGAUAUCAAGGCAAGAUUGAAGCUGGACUAUAAGAUGGAGGCCUUCCCUAUGGUUGAUGACAACUUAGCUCUUCAGUUCAGGGGUGAGGAAGAUUGGAAUGCGGCGAUCGUCGACAGCCCAUUGGUUGCCGGGCAGGUACUAGCGAUGGAACCAUGGGCGUCGAACUUUGUCCUUGGCGUCGAUUUGGUCAAGAAGAUGCUGGUGUGGUUUCGGCUAGCGAGCCUUCCUCUAGAAUACUAUGAGAAGGAGUCCAUCCUCGACAUCGCGGCAGCGGCCAGGUGUCCAUUGGCUCUAGAUGAGUUCACGGACCCACCUCAGAAAUUGGGCUACACCUGGAUCAAGCUUGAGAUCGACAUCGCGGAGCCCUUGAAGCUAAGGAUCUUCAUUCAGGGAGGGGCUAGGACCUUCUAG